This is a messenger RNA of Ornithorhynchus anatinus (platypus), 2147 nucleotides long. RefSeq names its product apurinic/apyrimidinic endodeoxyribonuclease 2 (gene APEX2). The record is from RefSeq and is a predicted model, not a curated record. Gene Ontology annotation, molecular function: double-stranded DNA 3'-5' DNA exonuclease activity; zinc ion binding; DNA-(apurinic or apyrimidinic site) endonuclease activity. Gene Ontology annotation, cellular component: nucleus. Gene Ontology annotation, biological process: base-excision repair. The transcript is spliced from 6 exons. The coding region runs from base 185 to 1741 and encodes 518 amino acids. NCBI's taxonomy places the organism in Eukaryota, Metazoa, Chordata, Mammalia, Monotremata, Ornithorhynchidae.
GGCCCGGCCUGGCCGCUUUCCCCGCCAUCGCUGCCAUCACCGGCCUCCUCGCCUUGCCUCCUCUCUCCUCUCCUCCUUCUCCGCCGGUCCCGCUCCUCCGCCAUGCGUCUGGUCAGCUGGAACAUCAACGGUAUCCGGAGGCCCGCGGCCGGCGUGGGGCGCGUCCUGGAGGCGCUCGGGGCCGAUGUGGUCUGCCUGCAGGAGACCAGAGUCACCCGUGAGCCCCCCUUUGUCCCCCAACUCUCCUCCUCAUCAGCAGCCUGAGCGUGGCUUUGGAGACUUGCUGGAUGAACCCACAGCGAUCGUCGAGGGCUACAAUUCCUACUUUAGCUUCAGCCGCGGCCGAAGUGGCUACUCAGGCGUGGCGACCUUCUGUAAGGACAGCGCCACGCCAGUGGCCGCCGAAGAAGGCCUCUCGGGUCUGCUGGCCGAUAACCGGGGAGCGAUCGGUUGCUACGGAGACACGGAAGGGUUUACAGAAGAUGAACUGAGGGCUCUGGACAGCGAAGGCCGAGCGGUCAUCACCCAGCACAGGAUACGCACAUCAGAUAAGCGGGAAAAGACCCUGACGGUGAUCAACGUGUAUUGCCCCCACGCUGAUCCCGAAAAACCGGAACGCAAAACCUUUAAGCUGCGCUUCUAUCAUCUCUUGAAGCUGAGAGCCGAGGCCAUCCUGCGUGCCGGCAGCCACGUGAUCAUCUUGGGUGAUGUGAACACGUCGCAUCGACCUAUAGACCACUGCGACCCUUCCGACCCGGAACACUUUGAUGAGAACCCAGGACGGAGAUGGUUAAAUGAGUUCCUGUGGGAACCCGGCAAGGCCCCCGGCAAAGGAGAAGUUGCAGACCCUCCCCCCGGAGGAGGCGGCGGGGCGUUCGUGGACAGCUUCCGUUACUUCCAUCCAACCCAAACCAAUGCCUUCACCUGCUGGUCUGUCCCCCAAGGGGCUCGGCACACUAAUUACGGCACCAGGAUAGACUACAUCCUGGGGGACCGCAUCCUGGUGACCGAGGAGUUUGAGGACUCUGUCCUCUUACCCGAGGUGGAGGGCUCAGACCACUGUCCCGUCAGAGCCGUCCUGAAAAGCACCUUAAUGGCCGCUCCCAAGUGCCCCCCGUUUUGCACCAAGUAUCUCCCCGAGUUCGCGGGGAAACAGCAGAAGCUGUCCCAGUUCUUGGUGAGGUUGGAUCGCAGGGGUGGGAGCCGCAGCUCUCCGCCGGAUUCCCCGGAGUCCGCGGAGGCAGUGGAGGACGUGGCACCGCCGAACAGGCAGGAGAAACGAAACAGUGCCGAAAAGACUAAGGUCGGGGUAAAGAAGAACAGAACGAGUGCCAGCAGAGGCGGGGGCACCCUGCUGAGGUUUUUCAAGCCGGGUGAUAACAGAGAAGGAAAGGCAAACCCGCCCGAAAAGAUGGGGCCGGACCGAGCUGUGCAAGACCAACAGGCCGUGAUUGGCGUCCCCCAGGCAGCGGAGCAGGCUAAGCGGGAAGGGGAGACGGCACCAGCUGAGCCCAAAGAGGGCCAGGCAGCGUUUUGGAAGUCCGUCUUUAAGGGGCCCCCUCCGCCUCCGCCCUGCAAAGUUCACGGCGAGCCCUGCGUGAUGCGGACGGUGAAAAAGGCCGGGCCCAACCACGGCAGGCAGUUCUACGUGUGUGCCCGGCCCGUGGGCCACGCCACCAACCCUGCUGCCCGCUGUGACUUCUUUCUCUGGGUCCCCAAGAAGCAGGCGGCUCCCCGGUGAUAACGGGGGAGUGGCCCGGGUUGGAACUCGAACCACUGGCUGGUGGUGUGCUGCAGGGUAGUGGAAAAAUUCAACCCUUCUGAACAGUCCCAGAGAAACGCCGGUCUUUCCCAUCCAGAGGGCAGAGUGUCACUAUCCAGAAGAGCUUCUUGACUGUGAUUCGAAAUGACUGGUAUGUUACCCAGCAGAGGCUUCUCGGGGGUUGAGUGGUGGUGUUCAACUCAACCUAAUAAUUGGAGGAAAAUAGCUCCCCUUUCCUUAGGUACCCCUGUGGUUUUUCCGACUACAUUGAGCACUGUCAUUUUACCUCAGGGCCUGGCCUGAACUCUUGAGGUUGCUGGUGAGAAAGUUAUCCCUUAAAUGGAGUUUAUUUUUUUAUAAGGAACAUCAAUAAAGCUAUAGUUUU